Molecule: messenger RNA, 240 nt
Organism: Thelazia callipaeda (thelaziosis nematode)
Lineage: Eukaryota; Metazoa; Nematoda; Chromadorea; Rhabditida; Thelaziidae
Source: the annotation of a GenBank genome assembly
AUGACGAGUAUUAAUAAGCCAACAGUAAUGCCACGACAAAUUACUGAAAUUAAGGAAUUUCUGAUGACUGCGAGAAGGAAGGAUGCAAAGUCAGUCAAAAUUAAGAAAAAUAAGGAGAAUGUUAAGUUCAAAGUUCGAUGCAGCAAGUAUCUCUACACUCUUGUGAUUCAGGACAAAGAUAAGGCGGAAAAAUUGAAGCAGUCCUUGCCACCAGGUCUGCAAGUAAAGGAACUGAAGUGA